This is a messenger RNA of Dracunculus medinensis (Guinea worm), 1083 nucleotides long. The record is from the annotation of a GenBank genome assembly. Lineage: Eukaryota; Metazoa; Nematoda; Chromadorea; Rhabditida; Dracunculidae.
AUGAUGGUGGGCUGUUUUGAGAAAGCAACUGGAUUUGAAGGGGUAAUUGUAAGAAAAGGGACUGACGCCAUAUUGGUUUGUGGCGAAAGUACAGCAGUUCGGAAUGUAUCGAGGUGUGUGGAUUUUGGUGGUAUGGAGGGAAAGCUAAAUUCUCGUCUUGAAUCGAAGAUAUUGGAACUGCUUGGCAUUGACCAUAUUAAACCACAUUAUGGAGUUGUUAAAGAUGAUUUAGCAUCGCGAUUUAUGGCCGAACUUUAUGAGAAUCUGGAACAAGAUGUACAUCUUAAUCCGGCUUACAAGUAUUUGGUUAGCAAACCGUUUUUAUCAACUGAAGAGAAAAAAGCAAUUGAAUUAGGCAAAGCUGAUACGAUUGUUUCAUUUUUGCCAAGAGAAGUUUCAACAAAAGACAGCAUGUCAGUAGUUCGUUUUGAUAUGAAUAAUACACUUUUCGGUCCACUUUUAUAUUCAGAAUUUCGCAUAUCUUUUAAUGGAUCGACGAAGCCCUCAUAUGUUAAAGCUUUCCCAUCCAAUAGCAAACGAAAAAGCCCAAUCCAAGCUUACUUAGCAAACAAUGGUCACUUUGUCCUCAACAUUACCGAAUUGCUUCGUCGAUGGGUAACUGGCUCGUCUAAAAUUCCAAUACUUACGAUUAUUGCUUAUUCUGCUGAUGGUCACAAAUAUCCAUUGGAUGCUUUCGGAUUGUGGCAAAGUUUUGGAGUUGCUUCCUUCGCUGAGGGAACCAAUAUUAGGAAACGAUUAAAGCGAAAACGUGCUGUUAAUGAUGAUCUUGUCACAGUUGAUGGUUUUAGCAAUGGGUUUAGUGAUUGGGUGAUUGCUCCGGAUGGUUAUCACGCUUAUUAUUGCGAUGGUUACUGCUCCUUUCCGUUAAACAAUCGAAUGAAUGCAACAAAUCACGCUAUAGUACAAACAUUGGUGCAUUUGAUCGAUCCAUCAAGAACAUCGGAAGCAAAAUGUGCACCGUCAUCGCUGCGUUCGAUGAAAAUACUCUUUAUUGAUAAUGCUCAAAAUGUCGUUCUUAAGCGGUAUAAGGAUAUGCAAGUUCGUGACUGUGGAUGUCAAUAG